UUACUCAACUACGGCCACACUGUUUUUGGGUGGAAAAUAAAAACAAAGAAAAUCCAUCUUUCCCAGCAGAAUUUAGAAUUUAUUACACAUUUCAACGCCAAAAGCCAGCCAAAUGGAGCCCAACGAUGAGGUGGUCGAGCGCCAGAAGCUGGUCAACGACGUCGAAACGGAGGAGGAAGCCCAGAGCCAGAGUGCCCCCAAAUCAGCCACCCCAGCCUCGCCCGCCGUACCAAAUAUCAAGAUCAAGGGAAUCUCCAGCGGGGAGACCACGCGCAGCAGAAACUCAGCCUCCUGCUCCAUCGAGCGCACGAUAUCCGAGAAGGAGAAGGACAACAAAAGCCAGGGUCAGGGCCAGGCGGCCACCAAGGUGACAUAUGUGAACGAGCGGCGGCCACGCCCACAGGCGCAUGCGGGGAGUGGCGGCGGCGGCGGCGGAGACGAGAGAUUCGAGUUCAAGACACGGCCGCGCAAAUUGCUCAAAGAUCGUGACCCAUUGGAGCCCACGCACAGUAGUGCCAACAGCCUGAAUGCCAUCACCUUGGUGAGCAGCGAGUGGCUCUCGCCUGAUCCCACAACCACGAACAACAACACCACCCACACCCCCAAGAACAACAACAACAAUGAUAGCACAAAACCCAACAAUAACAAUCAAGCGAGUAAUAGCAAUCAGAACACACCGCGAUCGCAGCGCCGCAAGAAUGCCCCAGCUGCGAUGCCAAGUGCCAGUGUCCACAGCGCCAAGUUCGACGAUCGCCCAAUAAAACACCAUUCCUUUGUCUCCGAAGUUCCCGAUGUGAAGCACAUGGAGCGAGCCCUGCUAGGACUGCUGGAUGAUUUCCACUCCGGCAAGCUGAAGGCUUUCGCAGGUUCCGGCUGCACCAUGGACCAGAUGACCAAGAUCCGCGAGCAGCAGGAGAGCCUGGCCAAACUGCAUUUCGAGCUGGCUGCCGCCGAGGAGGACUCCCUGGAGCACGGCAACGAGUUCAACACCAACAAGGCGCAGGAGAACAUGCUGCAGCUGAUGCAGCGCCUGGAGCAGCUGUCCAUUUCCAUCGAGCAGCUGCAGACGAGCCACACGGGUCUCUGAGACUCGGCCCAGCCGCAGGCCUGGGAUCAACGCCUGCUCUGGCUCUGAGCACAUCGCAAACUAUCGGAGCUAAGCAAACACCAAAACGGAAAUGGGAAACCUUUGGAUCUGGGAGUUUUACACGAGAUUGGCGGGCGAUCAUCUGGGAUUUUGUGUAUAUAUUUUAAGUUGUACGCUUAAGUGGGUGGACUCGAUGGGCUUCUUACUGCUAAAUAGUUUAGCAAACUCGCAGUGAUUGUGAAACUAAUUUAGAUUGUCUUCGCAUAGCCAUAGCAAUAGCAUUAAAUUAUAAUAGACGGGCGCCAGCGGCGGUGGUGCUAAAAUGAUUCAUUUACAUUACACUUCGAUUUGAUAAUUGCGUGCUGCAGGCUGUCAGGCUGUCAGGCCUUGAUUACGAUGAAGAAUCUGUUCUGCUUAUUGUUUGUUAUAGUUAUUUGCAAUAUAUAUAGAAACACCCAAUCAUAUACAUGUACGAAACUCGGAACCUAUUAAAGUUAUCAUUUUUAUAAUGCAUAUAAAGUGA
Drosophila biarmipes is the source of this 1610-nucleotide messenger RNA. RefSeq names its product coiled-coil domain-containing protein 28B. NCBI's taxonomy places the organism in Eukaryota, Metazoa, Arthropoda, Insecta, Diptera, Drosophilidae. Bases 113 to 1087 code for a protein of 324 amino acids. The transcript has 4 exons. The record is from RefSeq and is a predicted model, not a curated record.